Molecule: messenger RNA, 1035 nt
Organism: Polypterus senegalus (gray bichir)
Lineage: Eukaryota; Metazoa; Chordata; Cladistia; Polypteriformes; Polypteridae
Product: trace amine-associated receptor 8a-like
Exons: 1
Coding region: 1-1035 (344 amino acids)
Biological process (GO): G protein-coupled receptor signaling pathway
Cellular component (GO): membrane
Molecular function (GO): trace-amine receptor activity
Source: RefSeq, a predicted model, not a curated record
AUGAACUCAACCAUGAUAAUCAUGGAAGCUCUGGAAUAUUGCUUCGAAAAUGUGAACAAGUCUUGCAUUAAAGCUUCCAGAUCCCUUGGCCUUAGAGUAGUUUUAUAUUUUGUUUUUGUUUCAACUGUACUGAUCACAAUCUGUGGAAACCUCAUUGUAAUUAUUUCGAUCUCUCACUUUAAACAGCUGCAUUCACCAAAUAAUUUUCUUGUUCUUUCCUUAGCAACUGCUGACCUUCUGCUUGGAUUAAUUGUACUUCCCUUUAGUAUGGUACGAAUGGUGGAAACCUGUUGGUAUUUGGGUCCCUUCUUUUGUAGAUUACACACUUGUAUAGAUAUGCUUCUUUGUACAGCUUCAAUAUUUCAUUUAUGUUUUAUUUCAAUUGAUCGUUACUAUGCAGUCUGUGAUCCACUUCAUUAUGCCAACAAAAUCAACACUAAUGUAAUUUGUCUGUUCAUUGCAUUAGCAUGGAUCAUUCCAGCUAUCUAUAGUUUAAGUUUAAUUUACACCAAAUCUAAUGACCAAGGUCUCGAAGAUUUGGUGAACAUUUUGUCAUGUGAUGGUGGUUGCCUACUCCUGUUUAAUAAAUUAUGGGCUUUGCUUGAUGCAGUGACAUUUUUUGGACCUUGUUUUGUAAUGAUAGCAAUAUAUGCAUACAUUUUCAAAGUUGCUAAAAAACAAGCCUGUAAAAUACAGCUUAUGGAGGAGAAAAUAAACUCUUUGGAAGAAUGUAAAAGCAAAGAAUCUAAGAAAAACAGAGAACAAAAAGCUGCUAAAACUCUUGGAAUAGUUAUGGGAGUUUUUUUAUUAUGUUGGGUACCUUACUUUACUGACACCGCUGUGGAUGCCUAUGUCAAUUUUUCAACUCCAUCAGUUGUAUUUGAUGGUUUAAUCUGGUUAGGUUAUAUUAAUUCUGCAUUUAAUCCAUUAAUAUAUGCUUUCUUCUAUCCUUGGUUUCGAAAGGCACUAAAACUUAUACUUACAUGCAAAAUAUUUUCUUCCAAUUCAUCUAAUAUUCAGUUGUAUAGUGACUGA